Gryllus bimaculatus (two-spotted cricket) is the source of this 1901-nucleotide messenger RNA. The record is from the annotation of a GenBank genome assembly. NCBI's taxonomy places the organism in Eukaryota, Metazoa, Arthropoda, Insecta, Orthoptera, Gryllidae.
CCUCUUUUUCAUUGUUUUUUUUUUUUUAAAUAUUUUUUGUUUGUGUGCGUCAAAGACGAAGUCAAACCCACGUGGUCGUAGUGGUUGUAUCAUACAACGUGUAUGUAUUAGUAUUGAGAAACGCAGAUAGAUCCUGUUGUGAAUUGUUAAUUCAGCGAUAUUUGUCAGAUCAGCAAUUUUUCCUCGUCCAUUCACGUUUCAAAUUCUUAUGUAUAUAUUUAUGUUCAUGUAAUUGAAAAAGUACAUGAUAAUUAGUAAUAACAAACCGACGAAUAUUCAAACGAAGACACGUGAAACUGGGAUAGCGUAAAAGACGUUUUCUUUCGAUGAUCUAUGGACUUCUGCGGCCGUUUUUUAUCAAUACAACCAAAAUGGUAAAAGAUACAUUAUCUAUUCAUCUGCCCUCGAGACUUACGUCAAAUGUUUGCCCAUCACCAGUUCGCGAUUAUGAGGCAGCUGUUUCAACACUGAACUCCCUCCAAACUAACACAGCCCUUCUUGAUUCAUAUAAGAAACAAGGGAGACGCAACCACUCAGUGCAACAGUUAAACUUGUCUGAAACUGUAAAAUACUUAUCUAGGACAAAUGUUACUCUGGAGCAGUUGGAUACACUGUCUGUUAUUCAUGUCACUGGCACAAAAGGGAAAGGUUCAACUUGUGCAUUUUGUGAAUCCAUACUUCGCCACCAUGGUUUUAAGACUGGAUUCUACUCUUCCCCUCAUCUAGUAUCUGUAAGGGAGAGAAUUCGUAUCAAUGGAAUACCUUUAUCUGAAGAACAGUUUACAGCUUAUUUUUGGCAAGUGUAUCGUGCUUUGUAUGAUGCGAAGGAAAAUGAACAUGACAUGCCACCAUACUUCAGAUUUCUGACAGUUAUGGCAUUCAAUGUUUUUCUGAUUGAGAAAGUUGAUGUGGCAAUUGUAGAGGUAGGAAUUGGAGGAGAAUAUGACUGCACGAAUGUGUUACGAAAAGUUCCUGUUGUUGGCAUUACUUCUUUGGGAAUGGAUCAUAUGAGCUUAUUAGGCAACAGUAUAGAAGAAAUAGCCUGGCAGAAAGGUGGAAUCUUCAAACCAGGUGCUACAGCAUUUACUGUGAAUCAACCUUCUGGUGUUUGGGAUGUUCUGAGCAAAAGAGCCAAUGAACGUGAGUGUAUAUUGGAAGUUGUUCCACCAUUGGAGGAAUACGAUUGGGGCAGUGUUGAUGUGAUGUUGCCACAUUCAAAACGAGUUCAAACCCUAAAUGCAUCAUUAGCCCUGCAGUUGGCAAAUGCUUGGAUGUUAAGAAGGAAAUCAGAUUGCACAUACUGAGAUGUUAUGACUAUUCUAAUCUUUAAUGUGGGAGGAGAGAGAGAUAUAUUCAAUUUUCUGGCACCUCUAAUUAAAUGCAAGUUUGAUGUAGCUGUAUUUUGCCCUAAUGUAGUUGAGAGGUGUGUUCCUGCAACUUCAGAUCAGGCAAAUUUAAAGGUAUCUGCAGACCAACAACAAACUUCCAGUAAAAGAAUUCAUAAGAUAUGGAACAGUUUUUCUGAAGAUUUGUUAAACAACAAAGAUGUGGAAACCAAAAAUGAACAAUGUGAAGAAACAACUAAUGUACUAAAGCGAAGUUACUUUUUUCCUUGUGUUUUUGAUGCUGUUACAUUUGUAGAAAAUCAGGCAGUAAUGCAUAACAAAAAAAUACAUGUGUUGGUGACAGGUUCAUUACAUCUUGUAGGGUGUGUUUUGAGUAUAUUAGAUCCAGAACUCUCUAUUCCUUCUUCACAUUUUCUAGCUGAAAAACACUUUGUCAGUGCUUAAUGUUGUGUAUGAAAAAUUAAUUGUACUGUGAAAUUUUAUAUUUAUGUAUAUAAUUUUGAAUGUUAUCUCUUUAUGGUUGUUUAUUAAAUUUUUUAAAAAUUUUAUACCAUU